This is a messenger RNA of Cherax quadricarinatus, 508 nucleotides long. RefSeq names its product tyrosyl-DNA phosphodiesterase glaikit (gene gkt). Gene Ontology annotation, biological process: DNA repair. Gene Ontology annotation, molecular function: single-stranded DNA binding; double-stranded DNA binding; 3'-tyrosyl-DNA phosphodiesterase activity. The record is from RefSeq and is a predicted model, not a curated record. Lineage: Eukaryota; Metazoa; Arthropoda; Malacostraca; Decapoda; Parastacidae. Gene Ontology annotation, cellular component: nucleus.
AAAAUGGGAAAUCGGGUCUUUUAGAUGGAGAGUCGCCCACCCGCUUCAAACGUGACUUAGUAGAGUACCUGUUAUCAUACAAAGCUCCAGAUCUUGUACGCUGGACACAUAUUAUUAUGAAGUACGACUUUAGUAGCUGCAAUGUGGUGUUUGUGGGUAGUACUCCUGGCUAUCACACAGGAGAGGACAAAGACCGCUGGGGACACAUGAAAGUUCGUAGGGCUAUACGACAGCAUGCAACCUCCUGGAAGUCAUCGUUACCAAUAAUUGCUCAGUGCUCCUCUAUAGGCAGCUUAGGAAAGGAUGCUAAAUCUUGGCUGAGUGGAGAACGGGGUUUAUGAGCCUUACUGGAGCAGUUUGCAGUUUGUGCCAGUCCUCCUCCAGUACAUGUUGUAUAUCCAAGUGAGGAUGACAUCUGUAACAGCAGCCAAGGAUGGAUGGGUGGAUCUUGUCUGCCAUAUAAUUCAGCUACACAUGAAAAGCAGACUUGGCUAGCACAACAUUUUCA